Pelecanus crispus (Dalmatian pelican) is the source of this 797-nucleotide messenger RNA. The record is from RefSeq and is a predicted model, not a curated record. NCBI's taxonomy places the organism in Eukaryota, Metazoa, Chordata, Aves, Pelecaniformes, Pelecanidae.
GCGCUUCUCUUUGCAGGUCCGCUCUUGCGGUUUCAUUGAACAAAGCCCCUGCAAAAUCCCUGGGUUAUGAAAUAUUUCCUCUCCGUCAGGUCCCGGACAAGAGACGGCAUCUGCACAGCCAGAAAAGGAAGUCCUUGCCUUAUAGAGAGCGCUCUCGGUGUGACACAAUGGCUGAUAUAAAGUGUCAGGGGAGCUGAGCUGGAGGCAAAGGAACAAAGGAAGAUCAAGAUUCGGCGGCUGUCUCGGACAAAAGGAAAGCAGAAAGUGUCUCGGGGAUGGAUAAAUUUAAGGCUGCGCUUGUGCUGGCUGGGGUAGGGGAUGCCCUCGGUUAUCGCAAUUUCUCCCGAGAAAACAAUGCCUUAGGUGCAAAAAUCCAGCAGGAGCUGAAGGAAAUUGGGGGGCUUGAGAACCUGGUGCUCUCUCCUGACAAGUGGCCAGUAAGUGACAACACGCUCAUGCACAUGGCUACAGCAGAGGCUGUCAUCACAGAUUACUGGUGUUUAGAAGACCUGUACCGGGAGCUGGUAAAACGAUACGUGGAUGCUGUCGACAAGCUCUCAGGGAGGCGGCCAGACCCCGCUACCAUCGAAGGCUGCAGGGAAUUAAAACCAGACAACUACCUUCUCGCUUGGCACACACCAUUCAAUGAAAAGGACUGCAGAGGCACCGCAUCAUCAGAGGAGGUAGGCCUGGACAGCCACAGGACGAUGGCAGCUCACACAGACGUUGCGCUGUGUCGGCGUGAUGCUCGAUCACUGCAGUACGUACUGGCACCACUCGACAGCAUUGCAUAUUGA